Molecule: messenger RNA, 1885 nt
Organism: Anguilla rostrata (American eel)
Lineage: Eukaryota; Metazoa; Chordata; Actinopteri; Anguilliformes; Anguillidae
Exons: 3
Coding region: 669-1733 (354 amino acids)
Source: RefSeq, a predicted model, not a curated record
GUCUCCUAAUCUCUCCCUCCUGGAAAUACUCAGCCCUACCUCUCUCUGACCUACCCCGAUUCAGUUUUGAAUACCAUUCUGUUUCAAUCACCUGUCCAACUAAUCUAUACAUUGUUGUCAUUUAUCGCCCCCCAGGUCCACUGGGAAACUUCAUCGAUGAGCUGGAUAUCCUACUCGGCUCUUUCCCUGAGGACGGCACCCCACUGAUCCUGCUUGGAGAUUUCAACCUCCACCUGGAAACAUCCCAGUCUUCAGCUGUCCUACAUCUCCUCCACUCCUUUGACCUCUCCCUACAGUCAUCUCCCCCUACCCACAAGGCGGGCAACCUCCUCGACCUGGUUUUUCUGAGGAAUAGCCCUUGCACCGAUAUCACUGUAACCCCUCUGCACACCUCUGACCACCACUUCGUUUCCUUCUCCCUCCCCCUUGCUCCCUCUCACCCACCUUCUCCCCCCACACCCACUGUAUCUGUCCGCCGCAAUCUCUGCUCCCUCUCAACCUCCUCUCUUGCUUCAUCUGUCACUGCUGCCCUCCCUCCUCUCGAAUCCUUCACUACCCUCCCCACUGAUUCUGCAUCCACCUCCCUACUUUCCUCCCUUACAUCUGCUCUUGACUCCCUCUGCCCCACUGUCUCUAGGCCAACACGUCCAUCUCCUCCCCGCCCGUGGAUGUCCAAUGCCAUACGCACCUCCAGGGUUGGACUCCGUACAGCAGAGAGGAAGUGGAGGACAUCCAGAGAUGCUUCAGACCUCUCUGCCUACCAAUCCCUCCUUGCAGCGUUCUCCUCCACGGUGACUGCUGCCAAGAAUGAGCUCCUCGAUCCCCAUCAGUCUGGAUUCAGACCAGGCCACUCGACAGAGACCGCACUCCUCUCUGUCAACGAAGCUCUCCACGCAGCCCGAGCAGCCUCCCUCUCCUCCGUCUUAUUACUUCUGGACCUAUCGGCAGCCUUCGACACAGUCGACCACCCCACCCUCCUGUCCUCCCUAUCUGCAAUGGGGAUCUGUGGCACAGUCCUCAAUUGGAUUGAGUCUUACCUCUCAGAUCGCUCCUUCCAGGUCUCAGCCCGCAUCACUGCCUGCCUGAGUGAUAUUCAGAGCUGGAUGGUCCGCCACCAUCUCAAGCUCAAUCCAGGUAAGACAGAGCUCAUUUAUAUUCCGGCUCUUAACUCCCCUCUCUCUGAUCUCUCUAUCUCCCUAGGUAAUACCAUCCUCACACCAUCACCCUCAACUAGAAACCUUGGCGUGGUGAUGGACAACAGACUGUCCCUCACCGAGCACAUUUCAGCAGUGACACGUUCAUGCAGGUUCUUCCUGUAUAACAUCCGGAGGAUCCGCCCCUUCCUCACAACUUACUCGACCCAACUCCUCGUCCAGGCAGUGGUCCUGUCCCGCCUGGACUACUGUAACUCCCUGCUUGCUGGCCUCCCAGCAUCAUCUAUCAGACCCCUGCAACUCAUCCAGAACGCAGCAGCGCGUCUGGUCUUCAACCUCCCCAGACAUUCCCACGUUACCCCCCUGCUCACCACCCUCCACUGGCUCCCCGUGAUGGCUCGCAUCAAAUUUAAAACAUUAGUGCUUGCCUUCAAAGCAGCCAGGGGUCAGCCCCUCCCUAUCUACGUCAACUCAUCAGACCCUACACCCCAGCUAGACCUCUCCGUUCUGCUGCCACAUGUCGCCUGGUCCCUGCCCCGGCUCGCACCAGCACCCGGUCACGCCUCCUGUCUGUUCUAGCCCCACGGUGGUGGAAUGACCUUCCUGUGCAAGUCAGAACAGCAGAGACCCUGGCCGUCUUCAAACGUAGACUGAAGACUCACCUCUUCAAGCUACAUCUCACCUCAUCACCCCCCACUACCCUCUAACAUUUUUUUUUUUUUUCUAAAAAA